CCAGGCACUUCGCUCUUUACGGUUUUGUUCUUUUCCUUUUCGAAAUUUACAAGUUUACGAUUGAUAUCAUUAAGGAGUUCCGCAAGAGAUGUCGGACGCGGAAGGAGAUGAUGUCGCCCCAGCUGGUGCCUCCAUGUCAGUAAAUGAUGCAUUGCAAGAAGUGUUGAAAACAGCUUUGUGCCAUGAUGGAUUGGCACGUGGCCUUCAUGAAGCCUGUAAAGCUCUUGACAAGCGACAAGCUCAUCUCUGUGUUUUGGCUCAGAAUUGUGAUGAGGGAACAUAUGUGAAGCUUGUGGAAGCUUUGUGUGCUGAACAUCAAAUCAACUUGAUCAAAGUUGACGAUAGCAAAAAGCUUGGUGAAUGGGCAGGUUUAUGCAAAAUUGACAAAGAAGGGAAGGCGAGAAAAGUAGUUGGCUGUAGUUGUGUUGUUGUCAAGGAUUAUGGGAAAGAAACCCAUGCUCAUGACGUGCUGAUGGAAUACUUUAAGUCAAAACGUGGAUCCUAAUCAAAACUUCAUCUGUGUAAUGUUUUCAUGUGAUGAUGGCACA
This is a messenger RNA of Dendronephthya gigantea, 548 nucleotides long. Its product is annotated as 40S ribosomal protein S12-like. The transcript is spliced from 5 exons. Gene Ontology annotation, molecular function: structural constituent of ribosome. Gene Ontology annotation, biological process: translation. Gene Ontology annotation, cellular component: cytosolic small ribosomal subunit; ribosome. The record is from RefSeq and is a predicted model, not a curated record. The coding region runs from base 89 to 505 and encodes 138 amino acids. Lineage: Eukaryota; Metazoa; Cnidaria; Anthozoa; Malacalcyonacea; Nephtheidae.